Gordionus sp. m RMFG-2023 is the source of this 4729-nucleotide messenger RNA. RefSeq lists its product as uncharacterized. Gene Ontology annotation, molecular function: microtubule plus-end binding. The transcript has 14 exons. Gene Ontology annotation, cellular component: microtubule plus-end; nucleus; cytoplasm. Lineage: Eukaryota; Metazoa; Nematomorpha; Gordioida; Chordodea; Parachordodidae. The coding region runs from base 29 to 4342 and encodes 1437 amino acids. Gene Ontology annotation, biological process: cytoplasmic microtubule organization. The record is from RefSeq and is a predicted model, not a curated record.
AUAUAAGAUUGCAAAUAUUCUCAAACAUAUGACUGAAUAUAAAAUUGGAGAUAAAAUACAAAUAAUAGGAAAAGAAUGUAGAGGUACUAUUGCUUAUAUUGGAAUAACUAGUUUUGCUACUGGAAAAUGGAUUGGAGUUAUAUUAGAUGACGCUCUGGGUAAAAAUAAUGGAUCUGUUAAUGGGAAAAAAUAUUUUGAUUGUGAUGAAAAUUUUGGACUUUUUGUUAAACCACAACAAAUAUCUACCGGUAUUUUGCCCUCGACCCCAGAUGUGAACAUUAUCGAUGACGCGUUAGAAUCUUCUGGCCCAUCGGAUCAUUCUCGUUUUACCAACGAUUCACCCCUAGAGACGAUGAGAAAAAUGGGGAUGCUCGACAAGCUUAAAAAAAACGUGAGCCAUAUACCUCCCCCUAACAUAUUAUCAUCUCCCAAGAUUAUUAAUACGUUGUCUGGCAUUUCGUCUCCCGGUCUCGAUUCGAAAGCUACUACCAAUAGCUUCAAGGGAAACGAUUUCGAUUUAAAAAGGGCUUAUCAGCUGACCAACGAAUUCAAGAAUCGACCUUACCAAUCAUCUGCUUCGCCCUUUCACCAAACCGAGUUUCAAAAAUCCAUUGACGAAACUCCCAUUAACUUGAACGAUAUAUCGAUCGAUAAAGUAAAUCAAUCCACGAUGGAAGAUAAUAUCACCACGCAAAACGAAACUCAGGCCUUUUUGGAGCAAAAACUCCUGGGAAUCCAGAAGGAUCAGAUCAUCCAAUCCCUGAACCUCAAAAUCAAGGACUUAAACGAGAAGCUGGAAGUUCUCAAGGCUAAGCGUUUGGAGGAUCGCAACAAGAUGAAGGAGAUCGAAAAAUUGAAGAUUCAGCUUCAACAAUUAAUAGAAUACAAGAUGAAGAUGCUGGAUAUCCACAACAAGUUAAAGGAGGAAUUGCGGACCGUUAAAACGGAAUUGGACGAAACGAAAGAAAAAUACGUUAACUACGAAAAUGAAGUACUGGAGUUGAACGAGAUCAUCGAGAUGGCGACCCUGGAUAAGGAGAUGGCCGAAGAAAAGAUCGAAGGAUUGCAAACCCAAAUCGAGGGUCUAAAGGAAGAAUUGGAGGAUAAAACUCUCAAAUACGAUCUUCUUUUGGAAGAUUCCAAGAAACAAGUCAUAGACUUAGGCGGUGAAAAUGAGGUAUUGGCGGGAACGCCCCACGUGACCUUACAUCAAUUCAAACAGUUGGAGCAACAAAAUUCUAGGCUUAAAGAAGCCAUCAUCAAGUUGCGUGAUAUGGCUUCACAAGAAAAAUCUGAAAAGGUCAGAUUGUCGAAAGAAAACGAGGAUUUACGUAAGAACGAAUCCGUUUUAAUGAGGGAAAGAGAAAAAUUGACAUCAAAACUCAAGGAAUCUGAAUUAAACACUUAUGAACUAAGAGAACAAGUUGACGCCGCGAUGGGCUCAGAAGAGAUGGUUGAGGCCCUAACAAAUAAAUGCCUAGAUAUUGAGCAGAAAAAUAUGGAUUUGCAAGAAAUGCUCGAAGAUCUUGAAAAACUGCAAGAAGUUAACGAGGAAAUUCAGGACAAUUUCAAGGAAACUGAACAAGACUUGAUCCGGGAACGAGACGAGGCUCUGACCCGCCUUUCCUCCUCAAAGAUCAAGUUGGAAGCAGCACUCGAUGUGGUCAAGGACCACGAGUCGACCAUCAUCAAGUUCCGUUGCUUGGUAGCCGGAUUGCAGCAAUCCAAUCGAACCCUGGCCGAGCGGCCAGCACCCUCAGUUCCCAUUGAUUUGCUGACUGAAAUAACGCCCGACACUGUGUUUAAAUCUUCACUCAUCGCUCAUUCCGCUUUUGAAAUCUUGGCCCACGUUUGGAAACGGCUGAGCGUCAUCCUGAUUUGUGCUCAAGACCAUUCCGACGCCUCAAUCAUUCUUCCAUCCCUUGUCAUUGUUUCUGGAUGGUAUAUUCAUGCUGCAUCUCCUGCCUUAACCCUGUUAACCCUCCACUCUAUUCGGUCUGCCCCUACGCCUCGUUUAUUUAUAAUCGAAAGCUCGGAGCGGGUUGAGAGCCUCUCGGAUUUCUCACUUCGCUGCAUUCUCUAUGCCGCGCUCGACCAGAUCGCUUUCCAGUGCCGAUGUAUCGUCGAAGCCAGUAACCGAGUGGAUGGCUCACCAAAAAUGCUAGCGAUGACAACUGAACAGAGAGACACUCGAUCGCUUUACUUGUACACCCGUUUAUCUAUGGUCCUUUUAAACUCAAACAACGCAGGGGCCAAUUGCGUUGACGGGCUUUGUUCGGAUCGAGGAUUGGAACACCUCCUGACCGAAACACAGGUUUAUUUGCUUGCCAGAAUUUUAGCACAACACUCGAUCGAUGGCAUUGAAACAUCGCACACAGGUGAAGAGAGCUCACUGCUUACCUCACCUUGCGAAAACGAAAUCAGUCUAAACCCCGGCCAUCUGCUUAAUAAUCAAACCAUUCUACGCGCCACAAUCAGUAGUCUUAAGACCUUUACUGAUCAGACCUUACUCGUUAAUAUGAAGACGACGGUUGACAAAAUUCCCUUCGAAAGCCACGACCUCAGUGUUAACAAGGCCAUGGAUAACGUUAUCAUUGACUUACUUGAUUACAUGGAAGCAAUGGCUAGUCGAUGCAAUUAUUCUAUCAUGAUGAUGACUGGCGAAUUAACACCGAGUUCUGAAACGAAGGAAUCUACUAUUCUCAAACUUUGUCAAUCCAUCAAAAAAUUUAAGGCAAACCGGUUCAUAUAUUUUGGGCGUCAACCCAAAUCAUCUCACGAUGAGCAUAUGUUAUAUAGUGAAUACAUCCGCAAACUGGACCUUAAAGGGUUAACCGAUUGUUUCCACACUUUCGAAGUCUCGUCCGAUCUUCUAGCAGAUCACGCUUCCGAAACUAAAGUGAAAGUUUUACCCGAGACACUGCACAUAAGGUCCGUUAUCGAUCGAGAUUUAAACGCUUUUAAGGGUGCUUUGAGUCGUGGGGAAAACGACAAAAUUUUGGUGACGUUUUCUGCUCUGAUGGCGAGCGCCACGAAAUUUGUGGAGCACGAGACUGAAGUAAUAUUAUCCGAUAUUGGUUCCGCGACCUCACCGGCCUAUCAAUUCGAGGCCGCCUUAGGAGAAUACGUCGAGUCCAAUUCUGACAAAGACAUCGAUUAUCUCUUCUCUCAUUUCUUCCAGAACUUUUGUGUAGAACCCAUGAACGCGCCCUUAACUUCUACUAUUAAAACGGCUCUGGAUAUGGUCCCUGCAUCCAAUCGCUUAAAUCUGGACAAUGACCGAGACGGAUCCGUGUGCUCUCCCGAGGGGCCUGCUUCCGUCUACACCGUCAACGACGAAAACGAACAGCAACAUCUUUUUGAAUACAGGGUUCGGCUCAAGAGGAAAACCGAGCAAUGCGAGGAGAUGCAAGUCAGACUCGAGUUGGCUGAGAAUAGAAUUCGGGUUGCUACAGGCGAACUCGAGGCUGUUCGAUCUCAUUACGAAGACCGAAUUCGCCACGAGACCUCACGUGCUGCAGACAAAGAAGCAGAGCUAGCACAUGUAUUACGGUCACCACGAUCUUUUCACUCUUCGGGGACUAGCAGAGCUGUUUCAGGUGUCGCCAAGACCAAACCCAGGCCUUUUCCCGGAUUUCCCAUCGAUGCUACCAUGGUUCAGAACGAGGAUGACAAAUUAGUUUUACUUUCACUGGAUGCCAGCUCACCAAAACCUAAAGCAUACCAAGAUAUCUGCGUUGGUGAAAUUGCGUUCAAGCCGAGUAACGUUCCACUCAGGCGCUCUCUCGCACUCUUGUAUGAGGCUAAAUUGAAGAUUUUAUCGCGAUAUGCUUCCAACCUUUCCAGGUACCGUGACCCGAAUUCUCAUGAAUUCUCGUUUGUGCAUGACCACGAACACAUAAGAAAACAACGUAUUAGCGUCAAAAAGCGGACCUCUGUCAACGAUGCAUUGCGACAUGAUUUUCUUGACGCUUUGGCGUCCCCUAAGGUUUUCGAUUUAACGAUUGACUCCGGGCUUUCUCAUACUCGCCAAUUGACUGAUAUGUCUCGAUUGAAAAAGAUAUCCAACGAAUUGGAAGACCAAAAAGAAAAUAGUCACAUUCAGUCUGAACCGAGUAUCUCCUAUUCGGGAUCAUUGUUCGAGUGUUACAAUGGCGUUAAAAGAAUAAUCGAAAAGACCGAAAAUCAUGAUACCCAACCACACUCAUUUUCUAAAUUAUUGUUGGCGAAAAUAGUUUUUCGAUCUACGGUCCAAAAAAUAUCCAACCCUACUAAUCGUUUAUUGUUAAAUCCUCAAAUUUUUAAAGAUAUAUAUGCGCUUUAUAACCAUAAAAAACCCUAAUAUUUUAAAAUUAUAUAUUGUUUUUUGUUUAUUUUUUUAUUUAUAAAUAUCUGUAUAUCAUUUUAAAAGCAUAAAUGUGAUAAUAAUUAAUAGGCCUAAUCAUAAUAGAUUUAAGUUAUUUUUGUUAUUUAUUUUGUUACACAUGCUUCUCUUUUUGAUAUACAUUUUUAAAAGAAUUUAUUUUAAAUGUUAUUUAAUUUUGAACGCGAUGUCACAAAUAAAUAGUGUAUAACUUCACGCCAUUUUCUAUGUUGUAUAUAUAUAUUUAUGUCAUUUUUAUCGCGCAUUUUGAAGUACAGCUUUGAACGGCGGAAGCAUGAGGUAGCAACGUAUAGAGGUCUAAUACCUAAAUUUUUAUUAAAAUAUAAAUAAAUUAAGUCUGUUAAU